UCCGGGCGGACUCGGUGUCCCAGGCGUUGUUGGAAGAGCUAAUUGGCGGUGAGACGUCCGUCAUUUGCUCGCAUGCGAUGGGCGAAUUUGGACUCUAUUGGAAUUCGAGAGAUCAUCCACGGACCUGCCGGAGUUCCAUUUGUCGCCCAGCCGUCUCGAGACCUUGUUGGAUGCGUUGGAUGCCCAACGGCUCUGCUAUAAAGCUGGGCUGUCCUUCUUUGCGCCGAAAGCUGAGCCAGCCAUUGUCUCUUUAACUGCUUCCCAUUGCUCGCCCGAAUCCUAUCCUCCAGCCCUCCGUGAUGACCCAGCCGGCUCCCAGAAGGGUUUUGGUAGAUCUGGACAAUAUCGAGUUCUACCGGCCCCAGCCGCCCUCAAAAUCACUGCAGCCAGAAUCGGCUCUUUCUAUCCUCCCGGGCGUGGCUACUCGCAAAACUCUCCCUCGCGGCGAUAGUGCCCUGCUUUUUGACCGUCCGUAUGGGUGGAAUUCUUCAUGCAAUCCUACGUCGUUGAAUUCAUUUGAUAUCGAGUUGGCCAGGUGCGCGAACGCAGCAUCACUGGCGACAAGUUCCCCUACAGAUGACGAACUCAUGCUGAGUGAACCUGGAAACGAGGCUCUUAAUGCCUCCACAUCCUUGCCGACUUCGUCUCCCUCGCUCUCGAGCUCCCUAGAACCAACAGAUCUGCCAGGCCCCUUUGGAAGUACGGCAAGUCAAGAAAGGAUUGAAAUCCCUACAGGACUUGACGGUCAUAGCCCUCUAUCUCCGGAAGUACAGGAGCGGGAUCAGCCUCCGGAUAUACAGCCUUGCGUCUCACAUCCCGACGAGCCCAGCGUAGACAACCGGCGCUGUUCGAGUGCCUCGCACUUCGACAACCACGACAACCACGACUUGAAUAUUCGCGGGACCCCAUCCAGCCAUACAGAACAGAACGUUCAAAGCAACAAGCCUCCCGGAGAGCGAGAAAACGACCAGGUUCUUUUGGGUGCUGGCCCACAGCAGCUGAAGCAAAAUAUCUCAAUACCAGCCUUGAGCGAGGGGGAACCACUUCUGAACGAUCAACGAGCGCCUUCGAUCCGUGUUGUUGACUCUGGCCCAGAAGGCCAACUCCAUUCAGAGUCGGAUAGGUCCCUUUCGGCGGAGUCCAUGAAAGCACCAGUUCGUCAGAGAAGUUCGAUGCCUCCUCGCAAGGUAGCUGCUGUUGCCCCGAGUCUAGAGCGGCCAUCCACAAUCACAAAGCCGCCCCGGCGAAAGUCCUUUGAAGUCGCCCAGGCACGAAUUGUUGGACGGAGAAACCGGCCCCGUCGCAGCUGCCAGCCCGAAUUUGAUAUUGUUCAGCACGACCGCGGUCGUGACUGCCCUGACCUGGAAGAGAGCCUGUGUUGCACAAAGAGACGCAAACGUGCCACUCGACGUGCAAGAAAAGUGACCAGCUGCCCAUCUUCAGGACCGAUUGGGCAGUCGCUAGGUAGCUUAGCGUCCUCCGCGAGGUCGGCGGAGUCCUACCACAGCCAAGAUAUUCUGGGGCUUGCCGUCCUUACUGUCGAGACUCAUGCGUUGGGGACCUCGUACUUUUUCUCCUUCGAGCCAAGUUCACCAAAUGAGCUGGACGCACCGCAACUUCGAUUCUCUCUUGACGAGCCGCGCCGCCUGACGGCCCCUUCAUCCACGCAUUCUUCCUACGAUUACAUGCAACCCCCUCGACGAGCGAGAAUGGGAGGUGGAGCAGAUCCUGGCGUCCCGGGUAUGGAGAGGAAAGCUGCAAUAUCAGGCUCAGUGGAAAGGAUGUGAUCCCGACCUUACCUGGUAUCCAGCCCGCGGGUUCAAGGGUGCUCCGUAUAAGAUCCAGAACUUCCACGGCGUGUUUGCAGAUCAACCGGGGCCCCCGAAAAGGUUGAGGGAAUGGCUAGAAGCUUGGGAGGCGGGGCAAGACCUUGACGAUGUCCCAGAUGAUGACCUUCCAGAGUAACAUG
This is a messenger RNA of Penicilliopsis zonata CBS 506.65, 1969 nucleotides long. RefSeq lists its product as hypothetical. The transcript has 4 exons. Lineage: Eukaryota; Fungi; Ascomycota; Eurotiomycetes; Eurotiales; Aspergillaceae. Bases 300 to 1787 code for a protein of 495 amino acids. The record is from RefSeq and is a predicted model, not a curated record.